AUGACAGAGGUACUGGAACAAACGCCUCUCGUACCUCGUGGUCCUUCAGACAAGGAAAAGAAGUAUGAUCGCCAGCUCAGGCUGUGGGCUGCUUCAGGCCAGGCGGCACUGGAAUCGGCCAAUCUCUUGCUUAUUAACUCGGGAGCCGGCACAGUUGGGAUAGAAACGCUGAAGAACCUUGUCUUACCCGGCAUUGGCAAAUUCACCAUUGCCGAUGGUGCCGUUGUCCAGGAUGUAGACUUGGGCGUCAACUUCUUCCUAGACGAAUCAUGUCUCAGUAAAUCGAGAGCUCAGUGCUGUACGGAGCUGCUCCUUGAGCUUAAUCCAGAGGUGGAUGGAGUUUGGAAUUCUACCGUGACGGAUGCCACCAGUCUUCAAGAGCUACUUGACGCACCAGAGACUUUCACCAUGAUCAUGUAUAGCCAUCCUUUACAACCUGGAAUGCUUGAAGCCAUUGAGGCAUACGGCCGUAAGCAUCGGACGCCACUUAUAGCCAUCCACUCAGUGGGCUUCUACUCCUACUUCCGAAUCACACUACCAGGAACAUUUCCCAUUGUGGAUACUCACCCCGACGAGACUGCAACGACAGACCUGAGGUUGCUAUCUCCUUGGCCAGAACUCUCUGAGUUUGCCAAUGAAAUGACCAAAGACGUCGACAGUCUUGACCACCACGACCACGGCCAUCUUCCCAUGGUUGUAAUUCUGCUUUACUAUCUUGGCAUUUGGAAGAAGGAACACGGCGGCGCUUACCCAACAUCGUACAGCGAAAAGACGGAAUUUCGCCAACUCAUAUCCAAGGUCACAAGGCGAGACAACCCCGAGGGAGGUGAAGAGAACUUUGAUGAAGCUUUCGCAGCUGUAAUGCAGCAUGUGUCUCUACCACCAGUCCCUUCAUCGCUUAAGCAGGUCUUUGAUUACGAGCAUACGGAUGAACAAGAAUCCAAGUCCAGUUUUUGGAUCAUUGCUGAAGCUUUGAAGCAAUUUUAUGCUGAGAAUCAACGCCUACCCGUGGCUGGUGGCUUGCCUGAUAUGAAGGCGCAGUCCAGCGUCUACAUAAAGCUGCAGAACAUCUACAAGGACAAAGCCAGACAAGAUGUAAACGACGUCUUCUCCAGAGUCCAGAAAAUAUCAAGAGGUGAAAACAUCGACUUGGAGGAAGUUGAACUUUUUUGUAAAAACGCUCGCUUCGUUAAGCUUAUCAACAACACGGGGGAAGCGCCGCCAAGCAUGGAGCAGAUCAUAGAACGAGAGCUAAGCAAUGAUGAAGUCGCUGCCAUUGCCGGGCCGGAAAUGCCGACAUCGCUGAUCCCCAUCUACCUUGCCUUGAGCGUGCCGUCGCUUGCUUCGGCAUCUGCUGAUGAGAUUGUAAAUGCAGUCUGCCAAAAGGCACCGGCUCUCGAGGGCAAUGAGCGCUUGACUCAGGUGGCUCAAGAAUUAGCACGAGCAGCUGGCGGGGAGCUGCACAACAUCUCUGCCGUGACUGGAGGGAUGGUGGCGCAAGAGGUGAUUAAAAUCAUUACAAACCAAUAUGUUCCCAUUGACAACACCUGUGUGUUUGAUGGGAUUGAGAGCCGGUGCCAAGUCUUGCGGUUAUGA
Trichoderma aggressivum f. europaeum is the source of this 1596-nucleotide messenger RNA. RefSeq lists its product as uncharacterized. Bases 1 to 1596 code for a protein of 531 amino acids. Gene Ontology annotation, biological process: protein neddylation. NCBI's taxonomy places the organism in Eukaryota, Fungi, Ascomycota, Sordariomycetes, Hypocreales, Hypocreaceae. Gene Ontology annotation, cellular component: cytoplasm. The transcript has 4 exons. Gene Ontology annotation, molecular function: NEDD8 activating enzyme activity. The record is from RefSeq and is a predicted model, not a curated record.